CAUGCUUGGAAGCCUCUGGUUUAUGGCCUCUGGGUCAACGCCCAUCCCCUCAACAGCGGAGUCUGCGGUCGCUCGUAACGGUGGGCACCUGAGCAGCUUUGGAGGAGACAGCAGCCCGGCCGCCCAAGCUUUCCUGCGGAGCCAGUGGCCGUGGCUGGCAGCACUGGGCUUUGGUGCCGCAGGGGCCCUCGCCUACAGCGUGUUCCGUGAGCCAGCGGUGACGCAACGCGUCUGGCUGGAGUUCGGGGUGGAUGGGCAGCCUGUGGGUGUGGUGGUGGUAGGGCUGCACGGCGGGGACGCCCCACACACCGCGGACAACUUCGAGGCCCUGGCCUGCCACAGCCCCGGCUUUGGGUACGCGGGCGUGCCUGUGCACCGCGUCAUGCACGGCUGGUCGGUCUGGAGCGGCGACGUCACGCAGGGUGACGGCAGCGGCGGCGUCAGCGCGUACGGCGCCAGCCUGCCCCUGGAGUCCUGGGGCGCCAAGCACCGCCGCGGCACGCUCAGUAUGGUCCUGGAUGAGGACAGCCGGCUGCGCAGCCAGUUCUUCUUCACGCUGGUCACCACGCCAGCUCUGGACCGGAAAGCAGCUGCAAUCGGAAAAGUGCUUGAGGGCUUAGAGGUACUGGACAGGAUCUCGCGGCUGCCGACCCGCGAGGGCCAAGAGGGCCGACCCAAGCAGGACGUGCGUAUCUUGCGGUGCGGCGUCGUGGAGGAGCAGGCGGCGCACCACGACGAGAAGCCGGCAGAGCAGAGGGGUGGCAGAGCCAGCGCGCGGGAAGGGGCAGGGACAGGAGCAGCAGGAGGUGUGUCGACGGCCGUCAAGUCCUGGGGCCUUGUGUUCGGGUUGGGCUAUUGAGAACGCGGGAGGUGUUCGGGGCAGGCGGUGGGAGCUCGGAAGCGCACGUCGUGAACACACCCGUGAAGUGCCGGUCACGGGUCAUCUUGGACUGAGUGUGUCUUGACCAUCGAGGCGUAUGGAUUUGCCCCUGGGCCACAAGGGCAGAGGUAGCAACUCCGAUUUGGGACUGCAAGGGCAGCUGUGUCUGGUAGUCGGGAAUGGGUCAGGUAGAUCUCGGCCGCGCAACCCCUCGAUGCUCAAACAUUAUUCUUACACUCGUUCAUACACAUAUCGAAGCACAUAGUCGUCAUCUCUCAAUCAGACGCGCUUGGGGGACAGCGCGGGAACGUGGCUGUUCGCCUUCUCCAAGGCUUACCGACGCUUGUGAAGUAAAUAUCACCAC
This is a messenger RNA of Chlamydomonas reinhardtii, 1244 nucleotides long. RefSeq lists its product as uncharacterized. Lineage: Eukaryota; Viridiplantae; Chlorophyta; Chlorophyceae; Chlamydomonadales; Chlamydomonadaceae. Gene Ontology annotation, biological process: protein peptidyl-prolyl isomerization. Gene Ontology annotation, molecular function: peptidyl-prolyl cis-trans isomerase activity. The transcript is spliced from 7 exons. The record is from RefSeq and is a predicted model, not a curated record. The coding region runs from base 23 to 859 and encodes 278 amino acids.